Scheffersomyces amazonensis is the source of this 1241-nucleotide messenger RNA. It is a transcript of the gene FBA1, whose product is annotated as fructose-bisphosphate aldolase. The record is from RefSeq and is a predicted model, not a curated record. NCBI's taxonomy places the organism in Eukaryota, Fungi, Ascomycota, Pichiomycetes, Serinales, Debaryomycetaceae. The transcript has a single exon. Gene Ontology annotation, biological process: glycolytic process; gluconeogenesis. Gene Ontology annotation, cellular component: cytosol. Gene Ontology annotation, molecular function: zinc ion binding; fructose-bisphosphate aldolase activity. Bases 90 to 1169 code for a protein of 359 amino acids.
UGCCUCGUUUGGUAAUUUGUUAACAAUUCGUUUUUUUAUUUAAUUCUAUUAAAUCAAUUAUAGUCAAUUAAUUAAUUUAUAUAUAUAUAAUGUCUCCUCCAGCAGUUCUUUCUAAAUCCGGUGUUAUUUACGGUGAUGAUGUUAGAGAUUUAUUUCUCUAUGCUCAAGAAAAGGGAUUUGCUAUUCCUGCCAUUAAUGUUACUUCUUCUUCAACUGUUGUUGCUGCUUUAGAAGCUGCAAGAGAUAAUAAAUCUCCAAUUAUUUUACAAACUUCUCAAGGUGGUGCUGCUUAUUUUGCUGGUAAAGGUGUUGCCAAUAAGAAUCAAGAAGCUUCAAUUGCUGGUUCUAUUGCUGCUGCUCAUUAUAUUAGAUCAAUUGCUCCAACUUAUGGUAUCCCAGUUGUUUUACAUACUGAUCAUUGUGCUAAAAAAUUAUUAGAAUGGUUUGAUGGUAUGUUAGCUGAAGAUGAAAAAUUCUUUAAAGAACAUGGUACUCCAUUAUUUUCAUCUCAUAUGUUAGAUUUAUCUGAAGAAUCUGAUGAUGAAAAUAUUGCUACUUGUGUUAAAUAUUUCACUAGAAUGGCUAAAUUAAACCAAUGGUUAGAAAUGGAAAUUGGUAUUACUGGUGGUGAAGAAGAUGGUGUUAAUAAUGAACAUGUUCAAAAGGAAUCCCUUUAUACUUUACCAGAAACUGUUUUUAAAGUUUACGAAGGUUUACACCCAAUUUCUCCAAACUUUUCCAUUGCUGCUGCUUUCGGUAAUGUUCAUGGUGUUUAUAAACCAGGUAAUGUUCAAUUAAAACCAGAAAUUUUAGGUGAUCAUCAAUCUUAUGCUAAGAAACAAAUUGGUUCUAAAUCUAACCACCCACUUUUCUUAGUUUUCCAUGGUGGAUCUGGUUCAACUCAAGAAGAAUUCGAUACUGCUAUUAAGAAUGGUGUUGUUAAGGUCAAUUUAGAUACUGAUUGUCAAUAUGCUUAUUUGACCGGUAUUAGAGAUUACGUCUUAAACAAGAAGGAUUACAUCUUAUCUCAAGUUGGUAACCCAGAUGGUGAUGAUAAACCAAACAAGAAAUACUUUGAUCCAAGAGUUUGGGUUAGAGAAGGUGAAAAGACUAUGAGUGCUAGAAUUACUGAAGCUUUAGCCAUCUUCCACACCAAAAAUCAAUUAUAAUUUCAGAUUAAUUUGUUUCCUAUGAAUUAGUUAUAUUUACAUACAUUCAUAUAUCUAUAACUUAAAUAUAAU